Messenger RNA from Yamadazyma tenuis ATCC 10573, 3202 nucleotides. The record is from RefSeq and is a predicted model, not a curated record. NCBI's taxonomy places the organism in Eukaryota, Fungi, Ascomycota, Pichiomycetes, Serinales, Debaryomycetaceae.
UAUUGGCCUAUGUAUCCCGAUGUGUGGUUCCGUGAUUACUAAGACUAGUAUAAAGAAACACUGAAUUCCAUUGUCAUCUACAUUUCAAAACAUUUCAUGAUUUUGACAGAUUAUGACUCGGUAUCAGAAUUCAAGCGUAUCACAACAAUUUCUGGCAGAACCGUUGGCACCAGCACCAGCACCAGCACCAGCACCAACACCAACACCAGCACCAGCGUCCCCAGCACGUGACUAUAAUCUGUUGUCCAAGGUACUGGAAAACGGUGGAGAGAAGAUCAAGCACGACAACCACGAACAAGACGAGGACCAGGAAACCGUUAGAUCGGUACAAGAUCAAGAACCUCCCUACUAUCCGGACGGGGGCCGACAAGCAUAUCUUUCACUUUUGGGGUGUUUUUUGUCGCUUACAGCCACAAUCGGCUUAACUAAUGCCAAUGGUACCAUUGAAAAUUAUGUCGCAGAUAAAAUACUAUACAAACUACUGGCAUCUGACAUUUCGUGGAUUUUUUCGGUGUUUAACUUGACAUCUUUUGGGGCUAUCAUUUUCCUAGGUCCGUUGUAUGUACAAAUCGGGGUUCGGGCCAUGUUUAUAAUUUCCUGGGUAUUGUUUGGCGUGGGGCUUAUGUGCUUUUCGGUGUCUCGCGAGCUUUACCAGUUUAUCCUAAGCUACUUUGUAUGUGGAAUGGGACUCCUGUUUCUGUUCACGGCCUCCAUAAACACAGUUACCCAGUGGUUUAAUAAACGUCGGUCGACUGCCGUGGGCGUAAUGUACAUUGGAAGUGGUAUUGGAGGCAUUGUUAUUCCCAUAGUGCUCAAGGCGCUUUUCGCAGCCGUGGGCUUUGGCUGGGCCAUCCGGAUUUUGGCAUUUAUUGCAUUGAUGAUAAUGGCCAUUUCGGUGUUGUUGACAACCGAUAGACGGAAAGAGUUGGGCCUUGAUCACCUGGGGAAUCCUAUAAUAGGGGCCAUCAAAGGAGUAGACUUCUCUAGAGUGAAAGAGCCGCUAUAUUUAGUGUACUUGGUUGCAUGUAUUGGUAACAGUGGACCAUUUUUUCUUACCUUGAAUUACCUCGUGUCGUAUGCCACAGCAAAUGGCUGGGACGAAGGGUUGGCAUACUACCUUCCGGUGGCAUAUAACGCCGCUUCGAUUUUGGGUAGGGUGAUUGGGGGGUACCUUUCAGAUCGUUAUGGUCGGUUUAACAUAUUUAUUUGUGCGAAUGCCAUUGCUGCAAUUGCGGUGUUUGUGUGUUGGAUUCCACCAACUAUUGGCCACUCAAAAGGAGGUCUCUUUGCGUUUGCAGUGAUUGGAGGGUUCACUUCAGGCAGUUAUUUUCAGAGCUCUCCCACCUGUUUGGCACAAAUCUCCGAUCCUAAACGAUUUAGUGCUCAGUUUGGUGCAUUCAGCUGUGUGAUAGCUAUUUUCAACUUUGCCUUUUUACCGAUUGGAGGCGCCAUAAUUCUGGCAGGAGGUGGUGGAGGACCUGGCUACGAUAAGUUUGUGAUUCUCGUGGCGGUUUUGCAGUUUUUGGGGUUGGCAUUUUCGAUUAUCACUAGAGUGAUGCUAGAAGGUUUUCGUUUGACGGCGGUAUGAUAUGGAGGGAAGACUGGGUUAUAGGGUUUGACGGGCAUACAUAUAGAUAUAGAAUUUAACUAAUAUAAGGUAUGGGAAGGUUGUGUACGGGUUAUAUACUAAUGGAUAUAGAGGAAUUUGCAAUCGCUUUAAUUUGCAGCCAGUUGCGCAAGUCAAAUAAACAGUUUUUGCUUAUUGAAAGAAAAUGUAUCACUAACACCUUCAAAUCUAGAACAGAUCAACUUGGGAUGCUCGUUCAAGAAUGUCAAACUCCAUUGGGACUUCAAAAGACGAAACUCAAAUACAUCCCCCUGGAUAGCAUCUGUCAAUCGCCUUUUUUUGCUGGCAGGACUGCUUUCAUCCUUGGACUUGUCGUCAGCAUACACGAUCCGACCCUCAGAGAUAAUAGCCGAAUUAAACGUAUGGGCGAUUUCCUCGGCUGAAACGCCCAAAAAAUCGUACACCCAGGUAUUUUUCAUUUCUAAUCCAUUUAUGACUGAAUGGCAAUCAAGCAAGGUGGUGAUAAAUGAAACACUGAAGUUGAAAGGUCCUUGGGUGACGUCACAAAUCCACGACUCAGGGUGAGCCACGUCCUGAAAUAGUUUCUUUACUUUAUGCCCAAUGGCACCUGAGAACUUGGUGGUUACAAGUUUGAGGGUUUUAUUCAAAUAAAGCUUAACGUCAUGGAAUUGGGACUGUGGUCCACCCAAAGAAUCGCUUUCAUAGUCCACUUGGAAUACCAAGUUUCGACGAGGCUCUCGGGCAAUGUAUGGUCUUUGGUAUUGAACGUAUGCUUCCAUGCCCUCAGGCACUUGCGGUAUUGAAAUGUAUUUGGGCAGCACGUCAUUCACGUUUAUGAUGAUUUCUUCACUAUCAGGUGUAUAUGGGUUCCGUGUGACGGCGUGCUUGAUGAUCCGUUGUUCAAGUUCUAAAAACCGAUAGUAGCGACACUCUCGCAUAAGUACCCGUCUGUGUGUAUCAUCUCUGAUAACCUCCAAGUUCCCUCGAAGCAACUCCAAUAUAUCAGCAAAGAGCCUGGCUGACCGUGUAGGAGCCUCGGCUGACUUGGCCGGCGGGGGUCGGAGCAAUUGUCGUUUCUGAACAACUUCAAGACUUAGGAUUCUCUGAUCAAGUGGGUUGUUGAUGGUCAAGUAAUUGGGAUAAUUUCCUGGUGCCGCAAUGAGAGAUUUGGGGACUUUGAACGGAGUGGACCCCACACGUAUGAAAAGGUAUUCUUUACCAAGAAUAGCUGAAAGACGGUUUAGCCCAAAGUAAGCAGCAUCUUGGGCCAAAAACACAGAAAUUCUGUCGUCAUCUUCGUCCACCAGCACGUAGUAGCCUUGGAGAUGAACACAGAUUCUCUCGAACACUUCGGGAGACCUGUCGAGGAAGAGAGUCUUAUCGGUGUUUUCUGGUUGCAUGAAGUAGUUUGUGAAAUAGGAUGGGCCAUCCGAUGAGAGUGAUGCUCCACUCAAUUUGAAAAGCCGAGAGCCGACUUGGAUAUUGUAGAUGUUGGAGUGAGGGAGGAUCACUGGGAUAUCAUUGGAAUACUCGUGGGUGGCGUUGUCGAGUGGGUUCAUAGUGAUCAAGCACGGCUUUGCUUAGGUGAAAAAUGAAAUGGUGCGAAUCAUAGGG